Messenger RNA from Triticum turgidum subsp. durum (durum wheat), 708 nucleotides. The record is from the annotation of a GenBank genome assembly. Lineage: Eukaryota; Viridiplantae; Streptophyta; Magnoliopsida; Poales; Poaceae.
AUGGACUUUGACCUGCUGUUGAGCUCCAGCCCCGAGGCGCAGCUCGCGCUGAUGAACACCAUGCUCCAGCUCGAGCAGGCGCUCAACGACCAGUCGCUGAUGAUGGCGGAGGCGUCGCCGCCGAUAUCGCCCGUGCAGACCCCUUCGCACAGCCUCUCGCCUCCGCCGCACGUGUCCACGGCCUGCGCGGCCGCCGACGCCGGCUAUUUUUACCAUCAGGACCUGCAUGCCCAGGCCGCCCCGGCGGGCUACGCCGGCACCGGCGGCGUGCACCAGGAAUACGUGGUGUCCCCGGGCGCCGCCGUCUUCGACGGCGCCGACGGCGCGCCGCAGGGUUACUCGUCCCCGUCCUCGUCGGACGCGAUGCGGGAGAUGAUCUUCCACAUCGCGGCGCUGCAGCCGGUGGAGGUCGACCCGGAGGCGGUGCGCCCGCCGAAGCGCCGCAACGUGCGGACCUCCAAGGACCCGCAGAGCGUGGCGGCGAGGCUGCGGCGGGAGCGCAUCAGCGAGCGCAUCCGCGUCCUGCAGCGCCUCGUCCCCGGCGGCACCAAGAUGGACACCGCCUCCAUGCUCGACGAGGCCAUCCACUACGUCAAGUUCCUCAAGUCCCAGGUGCAGUCGCUCGAGCUCGCCGCCGCCGCCACCGGCGCGGCCGCCCACCGCGCCGCUGCCUUCGCCUACCCCGCCAUGCAGCACGCGCCGUGGUAG